This is a messenger RNA of Culex pipiens pallens (northern house mosquito), 971 nucleotides long. RefSeq lists its product as uncharacterized. Lineage: Eukaryota; Metazoa; Arthropoda; Insecta; Diptera; Culicidae. The record is from RefSeq and is a predicted model, not a curated record. Bases 190 to 906 code for a protein of 238 amino acids. The transcript is spliced from 5 exons.
UUCCAGCGUGAAAGUUACACUUUUACAGGAUUUUUAUGUUUAUUCAUUUGAUUGCAAUGUGACAUUGGAUCGUGGCUGUGUGUGUGAUAGUGUUUGAGUGUUAUUUCUACAGUUGUGCGCAAUUAUUUUCAUCAAACGGCCGUAAACGUAAUUAAUUUGAGUACACAGAAUUACAUCCCGCACCAAUAAAUGGCCAUCAAACUGCUCUUUCUGGCGGGCUCCAUCCUGCUGUGGCUACACUGGCUGCCCGCGACCGAUGUGGCCAAUUCGUACUCCACGGUCAUGUGCCACCGGUUCCGCAACGCUUCUCGGGCCACCGUGUACGACUUUGUGACCUACAGUGACCUGGUCGACAAGUGGAUGAGUGCAGUGUCGUUUGUUGCUACCGACCAGAAGCCGUUAGGAGUUGGAAAGACUUAUAAAGUUGUUGUUGAUUCUGCCACCGUGGUCCACUUCACUGUCACCGACCACAUACCGGGCCACCACGUCGGGCUGGAAUCGGCCAUAAAUCUGCUCUGGCCGCGGUUGGAAUUAUGGUUCUUUGCCAAUCCGGCGGUAACCAAUGCCACAACCACCGCCAAUGGCACCGGUGCGGACUAUCGGUCGUCUGGGCAACGACGCCACCACCUGGCAGAGGAGGAAGGGGGAACCACAAAUGUCAUUAGUGGUGAUGCGGAACGCCAUCAUCAUCAGCCACGGCGUCUGGCGGCUACAGCAGCCGUGGAUGGCGGCCAUCAUCGCAGCAGUCUGGGCUUGAAGUUUUAUUUCAAGCAUAACUCAUUUUUAUUUCAGCACACUCUUGGCCCCCUGCUACGACACGUGUUCGGACGUCAUUUCCGGCGAUCGCUGCGGCAUUUGGACGCCAUCUUGACCGAAAUGGAAGCUCAUCGUGUGCUGUACUCUUGAUGGAUUGGGUUUAUUUUAGUUGUAAAAGAAAAUAAAACAAGAAUCAUAUCCAUUCCGCCAGUGGA